This is a messenger RNA of Callorhinus ursinus (northern fur seal), 1944 nucleotides long. It is a transcript of the gene CENPL, whose product is annotated as centromere protein L. Lineage: Eukaryota; Metazoa; Chordata; Mammalia; Carnivora; Otariidae. The record is from RefSeq and is a predicted model, not a curated record.
CGCUGUUUUGCAGCUUCUCAAAGGCGGGAUUUCCGAGCUAGCUGGGCCUCUGAAGGGCUCAGGUGGAGAGGGGAGAGUUGGGACCCAUUGUCCCUUGCCCUUCCCCUCCUCGGGCAGAGGCCGACUCCGCAGAAGCGAGGGUCGCAGAGCUGGGUUAGCGGAAAUGCCCCUCCUGGGGUGAAGUCUCCGGACAUCUGAGGAAGCGAGUUUGUGUCCCUGGGGAUUUUAGUCUACCUACUUUUGGAACCAGAAUUGAAGAAUGACUCUUGAAGCCGGAAUGGGUGACAGUGUCAUCACGGUAUUUUAUUGACCAUGGAUUCUUAUGAUACGUCAGAAUCGACUCCUAGGCACAGUGCAUCCUCAAGGCUUAAAGAUUACUUUAUAGGUGCCACCCCUUUGCAGAAACGAUUAGAAUCAGUCAGGAAGCUGACUUCAUUUAUCCCAACUCCACCUCGAAGGAAAAUUCCUCAGUGUUCACAAUUACAGGAAGAUAAUGAUCCUCAAAAAGUUGCAUUCCUUCUGCAUAAACAAUGGACUUUAUAUAGUCUAACUCCCCUAUAUAAAUUCUCCUAUACUAAUCUCAAAGAGUAUUCUAGACUUCUGAGUGCAUUUAUUGCUGCUGAAAAGCAAAAAGGGCUUGCUGUAGAAGUGGGAGAAGACUUCAACAUCAAAGUGACUUUCUCCACUCUCCUAGGAAUGAAAGGAACACAAAGAGACUCUGAAGCGUUUCUCGUCCAGAUUCUGUCAAAAUCUCAAUUGCCAUAUGAGAACAGAGAACAUAAAGUGUUGUGGACUGGUUGGUUCUGCUGUAUAUUUGGAGACAGUCUUCUGGAGACUGUUUCAGAAGAUUUCACCUGUGUACCCUUAUUCCUUGCAAAUGGAGCAGAGACGAACACAGCCAUAGUAGGAACCUGGUUUCAGAAAACUUUUGAUUGUUAUUUCAGUCCCUUAGCAAUCAAUGCGUUUAAUCUUUCCUGGAUGGCUGCUAUGUGGACUGCAUGCAAAAUGGACCAGUAUAUGGCUGCUACCGAAUUUCUUUGGUCUGUACCCUGUAGCCCUCAAAGUCUGGACAUUUCUUAUGCCAUACAUCCAGAGGAUGCCAAAGCUUUGUGGGACAGUGUCCACAAAACACCUGGGGAAGUUACUCAGGAGGAAGUUGACUUAUUUAUGGACUGCCUUUAUUCACAUUUCCAUAGGCAUUUCAAAAUUCACUUAUCAGCCACAAGAUUGGUCCGUGUUUCCACAUCUGUAGCUUCAGCACAUACUGAUGGAAAAAUAAAGAUUCUGUGUCAUAAAUACCUUAUUGGAGUCUUGGCAUAUUUGACAGAACUGGCAAUUUUUCAAAUUGAUUGAAGUCUUGUGGGGACUAUACGUGAUGGAUUAUAUACUUUUUUCUCACUGAUUAUUUGCUUAAUUGCUGUGCUGAGAGGGCCUGCAGGAGAAAUAUGCAUCUAUCUCUGCAUCUGUUUUCCUCUCAGUGCCUUUGGAAUUGCCCAGAUGGAAUUCAAGAAGGAUCUAGAAGAACAAAGAAGGUGGUAGUAAAUGAGUCACAGCCAGGUGCUCGAUAAUAGUCAUGAUGAUCUGGGAUGCCAGAUUCUAGAAAAUGCUGAGUUGUUAUUUUCUUGGACCAUCUUUCUAAAAAAAAUGUAAUGUUUAUUACAUCAAAUUUUUAGGAUUCAAAUGAGGUAUCUCUAAUAUUUCUGAUUUGGAUCUUUAAAACCUUCAAUUCCUUUUAAGCAUUUUAGAGUUGGGUCCAGAGAGAAUUUCUGUCUUCUAAAGACAUUUUCCUAGUAUCAUUUCACUGUAGAGAGUUGGCAAUUAAAAUCUCCUCCAAAGGAAACUAGAGAUUAAUAUACACUUUUUUAAGCCACUAAUAUGCUUCUGUUUUUAAUACUGUUCAAUUCUUAUUGCAAUGUUGAAUUAAAUACUCACUUUUAAAAUGAA